Molecule: messenger RNA, 2841 nt
Organism: Drosophila innubila
Lineage: Eukaryota; Metazoa; Arthropoda; Insecta; Diptera; Drosophilidae
Gene: Usp30
Product: ubiquitin carboxyl-terminal hydrolase 30 homolog
Exons: 4
Coding region: 313-2028 (571 amino acids)
Biological process (GO): protein deubiquitination
Cellular component (GO): nucleus; cytosol
Molecular function (GO): cysteine-type deubiquitinase activity; cysteine-type endopeptidase activity
Source: RefSeq, a predicted model, not a curated record
GGGUGCAGUGUACAACCCUGUGGCAACGCCAGCAACUAAACACCAGACACCAGACAGACACCAAAGUAUAGAAGAAUUUUUAUUUUCGGGCUUAUGUACAUUUCUUAAAAAAAAACAGCUGUGUGGAAUAAAUGAACGCACAACAGACUACAAAAAGACAAUAAGAAUAAUCAAAUAAAAUAGGUGGUGCAGUUGUCACGUUGUUAAUGCCAACCGAUGUUUUAGUUGCAUUUAGUUGUGUGUGUGUGUGCAACACUCCUGCCGCCCUAAACCCGCCCCCCCUCGCCUAAAACAACCUAAGCUCCUGCUAAAAUGGAAAGUGAAAAGAUAUUGAUGGCCGCCGGUGUAACAGUCGCUGCUGUCGUCGGCGCCUUUGUCUUCUGGGGUCCAUCAGGCUCCCGUUUACGUCAGCGUCGUGGUCAAAUUGCCGGACUACAUAAUUUUGGACGCACUUGCUUCCUCAAUACGCUGCUGCAGUCGCUGGCCGCCUGUCCGCAGUUUAUAGCCUGGCUGCAGUUGUAUAAUGGCGCCACACCGGAUCGCAAGAGUUUAAUUAGCUCCAUGUUGAGCACCUUGGAGGUGGUGAAUGGCACACAUGCGACGCUACGUGGUGAUCCACAUUCACCGGGUGCCGUAUUGCGUGCCUUGAACACCUUGGGCUGGGUCAUUCCACAGGAGGAGCACGAUGCCCAUGAGCUGUUCCAUGUGCUGUUGUCCUCGCUGGAGGAGGAGGCAACACGGCCACAGCAAAUGGGCUGUCUAUCGGAUGCACUGUUGCCCAAAGCCAAUGGCAUUGGUCAGGAUGCGGACUAUGAUAAUGGCAUGACAGCGGCAUCAUAUAGAUCCUCCUGCAAUUUGGCUGGCAUCGGGGAUCAACCGAAUCGACCAUCGAGCGCUAUGCUCUCGGAUUUUCUCAAUAUGGAAUACGAUGAGUCGACCAGUUUGCAGCGUCUGGUGAGAUCUGAGGCGCAUACACCGGAUUCGCCUGCCUCGGUGUGUGAACGUGAAACGGCGGAUGUGUUGACGCCGGGCAUUGCAUCCAAUUCAUUUCUGGCCAAUUCACCAUUUGGCUAUCAAUCCGCAUUGGAUUUCAUUGAUGCACAGCCGCCGUUGGCUGUGAAUGCAUCCCCAAUACUCGGUGGCGAACGUUUGUCCCGCUCUCGCCAGCAGCAAUCCCAACAACAACAACAGCAGCAGCAACAACAACAACAUAAUCCCAGCGAGGGACUCAAUAGACGUGUGUCUGGCUCUUGUCGCUCGCUGGAACGGCUUAAUCGCGGUCCUGGACGCGUCUCCAUCUGGUCCAGCAUGAUGCCCAGCCAGGUGGCGCAUCCAUUCCAGGGUGCAAUGGGCGCCCAAAUCGUUUGCAAUGGUUGCGGCUCCAAAUCCGCUGUGCGUUAUGAUAAAUUCGAUAGUGUCACCUUAAAUCUGCCAGCUCAACGGCGUUCCGGCUUGAGUUUGGGACAUUUGCUAAGCGAAUACAUCACAUCCGAGGAUCUGAGCGAUGUCAAAUGCGAUUCCUGCAAUGAGACAACAAUGCACACAAAAUCCGUAACAUUUGCCAAGUUGCCCGCUUGUCUCUGCAUACAUAUUGCACGCACUGUGUGGUUGCCAACUGGACAGGUUUGCAAGCGACAGGAUUAUGUUCACUUCCCCGAGAGCUUGUCCAUGGCUCCCUAUAGCUUUGUGCAGCCACAUCUUAACAGUCAGGCGGGCACACCUUGGGGCUCGACCAUGUCGCUAUAUUCAUCUAGUCUGCCGAUGAAUGGAGCUGGAGCUGGCGGUGAAGGAUUCGGUGCCAUGUUUCCCAAGAAUCUAUAUCGCCUGCUGGCGGUUGUGGUGCACUCGGGUGAGGCAAACAGCGGACACUUUGUCACCUAUCGUCGUGGAUCCCUGCGCAAUGCACAUCGCUGGUUUUACACCUCGGAUACGAUUGUGCGGGAGGUGAGCAUUGAUGAGGUGCUCAGCGUUCCAGCUUAUCUGCUGUUCUAUGAUCGUGGACAGCAGCGACAGCUUCAGAUGCGCUAGAGAAAAGUGGAAUGUGGACUGUGGAAUGUGGAAAAACGAGUUGAAAGUUCGGCCUAGUCAUAUUUUAAUAAUCUACAACGUUUGUGAUUGAAUCAACUCAAAUUAUUAUAAUACUAUAUGCAACCGUGGCCAUAAACAAACAAACAAAACAAUUAAUAUGCAAUCCUCCUCCAUUAGAUCUCAAAAGUAUGCACCAAAAAAGAGGAAGAAGACAGCAAAUAAAAGAUGAGUGGAAAAACAGCGAGUAAAAUCAUGUGGGGAACAACAGCUGCACCUGCGUUAUACACCCAACAAAGACCUAAUCUGAUAUUUAAACUACGAGUACAUUAAUUAACAAUACAUACAAUAAUUUGUUACAUCAAUGCAUUUAAAAAUUUUAAAAUUGAAUUUAAAAUUCCUCAUGUGCUUUUUUAAAUGUCUGUAUUUAGCAAUAUUACUAUAUGUAGUUUCCCUAUGCUACUGGCAGACAAAUUGAUAAUAAGAUAUACAUAUAUAUAUAUAUUGUUUUUGGCAUUUGUUCGAAUAUUUGUUUGUUGUGUAUAUUAUUUUUAUAUAUCUAUGUAUAUAUGUAAUAAUAUUUUUCCCGCUCUAUGUUGAAUUGCGAUCGAUUGCUAGUUAUCCUUUAGCGGCAUUUAUCGAUAGACAGCUCGACUUGCUGCAAGCCGGCAAAAUAUUUAAUUUAACGCAUUAAACCAUGUGGACUAGUUAAUAUAGUGGGCCAAUCUUUAACUAAAUCGGUCAAACGUUUAAUGAACUAUAUUAAAUACGAUUAAUAAAGUUAAAAUAGAUCUUUAAAACAGCUGCAAGUGCAAA